Messenger RNA from Hyaloscypha bicolor E, 1389 nucleotides. RefSeq names its product amidase signature enzyme. The annotation marks the transcript as partial. Gene Ontology annotation, cellular component: mitochondrion; glutamyl-tRNA(Gln) amidotransferase complex. The record is from RefSeq and is a predicted model, not a curated record. NCBI's taxonomy places the organism in Eukaryota, Fungi, Ascomycota, Leotiomycetes, Helotiales, Hyaloscyphaceae. Gene Ontology annotation, biological process: glutaminyl-tRNAGln biosynthesis via transamidation; mitochondrial translation. Gene Ontology annotation, molecular function: glutaminyl-tRNA synthase (glutamine-hydrolyzing) activity. The transcript has a single exon.
CCUCCCAGCUUGCUGGGCAUUGCUGUGAAGGACAACAUAGCAACAGUUGGAUCGAGAACAACUUGCGGGUCUGGAAUUCUCAGAGAAUAUAAAAGUCCUUUCGAGGCAGGUGUUGUUCGCAACCUUCACCUGCAUGACUAUGCAGUCCGUGGCAAGACGAAUUUGGAUGAAUUUGGAAUGGGCUCACAUUCGACGCAUUCGUUCUUUGGUCAUGUUGCUAACGCCUGGCCCUUUAACAACCUCUCAGCUGGAGGGAGCUCCGGCGGAAGUGCAGCGGCCGUCGCAUCAGAACAAUGUUCAGCAGCUUUGGGAACAGAUACUGGUGGAUCGGUCAGGCUGCCAGCAGCAUAUACCGGGAUUGUAGGCUUCAAGCCUUCAUACGGUACGAUAUCUCGUUGGGGUGUUGUUCCGUAUGCAAAUUCCAUGGACACUGUGGGAAUUAUGGCCUCGGACGUAGCAUCUAUCAAAGAAGCAUUUCAUAAGGCUAAGCUGCACGACCCCCGAGACCCAACCUGUAUCUCUGAUAAGGCAUGGAAACGUUUGCAACCUCAACGAAACGCAGCGAUUCUCAAAAUGGACGCUAAAAGGAGACGCAUGUCCGAGGCACAUGCUUUGAAUAUGGUUGGUGUCAGGAUUGGAGUGCCUUUGGAAUAUAACAUUUCAGAAUUGGAGCCUGGAAUACGGCAAGCUUGGAGGGAUUGCUUGGGGACGUUGCAAGACCAAGGGGCUGUCAUUGUGCCCGUUUCUCUUCCAAAUACAAAACAUGCUCUCUCGGCAUAUUAUGUCCUUGCCCCCGCUGAGGCAGCUUCCAACCUGUCCAAAUAUGACGGUGUUAGGUAUGGGACUCGAGAUGGUCUACCAGAUGGAUCCAAUGGUGUCCUAUACUCUAGAACACGAGGCAAUGGCUUUGGGGACGAAGUCAAGAGACGUAUCCUUCUUGGAUCGUACACUUUGAGCUCGGAGGCGGUUGACAAUUACUUUUUGAAGGCUCAAAAAGUCCGAAGAUUGGUGCAGCGAGACUUCGAUCGCAUUUUCGCUGCUCCCAACCCUCUUCGACAGGCAGAGCAAUUUGACCUCAAGGAUAUGGAUGAGUCUAUUCAGAUGUCUAGCAAACUAGGCCCCACUCAGGUUGAUUUCAUCGUCUGUCCCACGGCCCCGACGCUGCCUCCCACUCUCGACGAUGCAUCAAAACAAACGUCUGUUGACACCUACAUGAACGAUGUUCUCACUGUACCUGCAAGCUUGGCCGGUAUCCCCGCGAUUAGCGUUCCAUUUCCAAUACCUGAAGAAUUCCUGAGCGAAGGCAAGCCUGCCUUUGCAGGCAUGCAGAUCAUUGGGCAGUACGCCACUGACUCUGCACUUAUUACAAUAGCAGAAAUCAUGGUGAAC